This is a messenger RNA of Microcebus murinus (gray mouse lemur), 3040 nucleotides long. The record is from RefSeq and is a predicted model, not a curated record. Lineage: Eukaryota; Metazoa; Chordata; Mammalia; Primates; Cheirogaleidae.
AUGUCUGGGCCUGUCCCUGGCACUGUGCCAGGCCUGAGCCACACCGCUCGCCUCCUUCCUUCCCAGUUCUCACCCACCUCCACACUGCGUGAAGGAAGUCCACCCUGGCAGUGGCUGCUGCUUGUGGCCUUGGACAGGGAUGAGCAGAGGGGCCAGGAGUUGCCUGUCCUGCCCCCUCCCUGCUGGGGCCUCCCUCCCCCUCCAUUGAGUCCCAGGGGCAGGGAAGCCAGGCCGGAACAGACAAGGUGUUUGAGGCAAAGCAGGUGGCCAUGGAGACGCCAGAGCCAGACCUGCCCUGGAGUCGCUGCUGCUUCCUCCCUCGAGAGCCUUCUGUCUCCCAGGCCCCGCCUCAGCCAUGCUCUGCGCAGAAGUGCCCCCACCCCUCCUGCACCCUCAGCACUGCUUCUGCUGCAGCUGCUGCUGCCUCCCACAUCUGUCUUCUUCCCCAACAUCUGGAGCCUGUUGGCCGCUGCCCCUGGCUCCAUCACCCACCAGGACCUCACUGAGGAUGCAGCACUCAACAUUGCAGCUCUUCCUGGGGCAGCCACCCCCUGCCGGCCCCUCCUGCGUCUUAAGGACUUCCUGGGCAGGACCCUCCUUGCCAAUGACCUCUUUGCUGCCUACUUUGGACCCGGGUCUCCUUCUCGGCGCUUCCGAGCAGCCUUAGGUGAGGUGUCUCCUGCCAGUGCAGCCCAGGACUUCCUGCCGACCUCUAGAGCAGCCCUGACCUGCACUGUGUGCCUGCGGGAGACCCUGGUGGCAGCCAGAGCCCUUGACCACAGUCUGGCCCGCCAGCGCCUUGGGGCUGCGCUUCAUGCCUUGCAGGAUUUCUACAGUCACAGCAGCUGGGUGGGACUGGGCAAGCAGCAGCCACACCCUCACCUCCUCUGGCCCAGGCCCGAGCUCCAAGAGCUUGGGCAGUUAAGCGACCCCACCUGCUCCGGUUGUGAGGGCUUGAGCUGCCCUGGGAACUGGCUGGGCUUCACUCAGCUCACCUCGGGCUACUUUGGAACUCAUUCUUCCAAACCCCCAGGGAAAUGUAGCCAUGGGGGCCAUUUUGACCGGAGCAGCUCCCAGCCGCUGGGGGGCAUCAACAAGGACAGCACAUCCCCAGGCUUCUCCCCCCACCACAUGCUGCACCUCCAGGCUGCAAAACUGGCCCUUCUGGCCUCCAUCCAGGCCUUCAACCUGCUGCGAAGCCGCCUGGGGGACUGGGCUUUCGGCAGGCUGCUGGACAUCACCCCAGCCUCCAGCCUGAGCUGUCUGGACACCACAGGCAGUAUGGGCGAGGAGAUCGACGCUGCUAACACCCAGGCUCGCAUCGUGGGGCAGCGGCGGGGCAGCCCCACGGAGCCUACCCACUAUGUCCUGGUGCCUUUCCGUGACCCAGGGUUCAAUCCUGUCUUUACAACCAGUGACCCUGACAGCUUCUGGCAACAACUCAGUGAGAUCCACGCCUUAGGGGGGGGCGGAGACGAGCCUGAGAUGUGCCCGUCGGCGCUGCAGCUGGCCCUGCUGCACACGCCUCCAUUCUCAGACAUCUUUGUAUUUACAGAUGCCUCCCCCAAGGAUGCCUUUCUCACCAACCAGGUGGAACCCCUGGCUCAGGAGCGGCGCUGCAGGGUAACAUUCCUGGUGACUGAAGACCCAUCGAGGGGUCAGGCACGAGCUCGGUGCAAAGUCUUGUCCCCUCUGCAUUUUGAACCAUAUGAAGCAGUGGCCCUAGCCUCAGGAGGAGAGGUGAUCUUCACCGAAGACCAGCAUAUUCAGGACGUGGCAGCCAUUGUUGGGGAGAGCAUGGCUGCCAUGGUGACUCUUCCACUGGACCCUCCUAUUGUGGUGUCUGGGAGGCCACUGGUGUUCAGUGUGGAUGGGCUGCCCCAGAAGGUCACAGUCCGGAUCCAUGGGGACAUCAGCAGCUUCUGGAUCAAGAACCCUUCAGGGAUCUCCCAGGGCCAGGAGGAAGGUGUGGGUCCUCUAGGUCACACUCACCACUUUGGACAGUUCUAGAUGGUGAACAUGAAACCCCCACAGACAGGAACCUGGGAGAUCCAGGUCACAGCUGAGGGCACCCCCUGGAUGCCAGUGCAAGCCCAGACCUCCCUGGACUUCCUCUUCCAUUUUGGGAUCCCCAUGGAGGAUGGACCCCACCCUGGCCUCUACCCCCUGACUCAGGCAGUUGCUGGUCUCCGGACCCAGCUGCUGGUAGAAGUGACAGGGUUGGGACCCAGAGGCAAUUCUGGGGAUCCUUGGCCGCAUUUCUCCUACGUCAUCCUUCCAGGGGUCCUGGAGGGCGCCGAACUAGGCCGGGUGCCUUUGGAGCCCAUGGGACCCCCGGAGCGAGGACUCCUCGCGGCCUCGCUGCCACCCACGCUGCUGUCCACCCCUGGGCCCUUCUCCCUGGAGCUGCUUGGGCAGGACAGAGCUGGGCGGAGUCUGCACAGGGUAGCCCCUCAGCCUUGCACUGUGGUCCCCGUCCUUCUGGAGCUCAGUGGCCCCCCAGGUUUCUUGACCCCGGGCGGCAAGGUCAUGCUCAGCCUCCGCAUCGCCAGCUUCUGGGGCCCUCAGGAUCUUGACCUUACGACGUCAGUGAGCCCCAGCUUCGCCCUCACCUCCAGUCUGUCCAGGUUUCGCCUGGGACAGAAUGAGUCCGCCUGGGGUCGCUUGUGGCUGGAGGUCCCGGACUCAGCCGCCCCGGACUCCGUGGUGUUGGUGACUGUGACUGCGGUGGGUCAAGAAGCCUGCCCAACCCCGACUCAUGCUUUCCUCCAGCUCCUGGUGCUGGCCCCAGCCCUGCAGGACCAGCUCGCUGGCCCUGCCCACUCACCUGGCCCUGUCCUCACCACGCCCCCCCCUCCCUUCGCUUUGGUGACUCAGGGCAGGGCUGGUAGGGGGAUGGCUGGCAACUCCUGGUGGAGCACAGUUGGAGGGGGGCUGCUCCCGCUAAGCCUGGCAUUCUGGUGACACAAUAGCCCCUAGGGGAAUGGAUCUUCAGCACUAUUUUCUUUUUUUUUUUUUUGAGACAAAGUCUCAAUCUGUU